This is a messenger RNA of Monascus purpureus, 285 nucleotides long. NCBI's taxonomy places the organism in Eukaryota, Fungi, Ascomycota, Eurotiomycetes, Eurotiales, Aspergillaceae. The record is from the annotation of a GenBank genome assembly.
AUGCGCGCGUAUCUCAUCUGUCGGAACUUCUCGGUAAAUGACGGCAUGUAUCCUGCGGGUCAUGAUCAUGGAGGUGUGAUACAAGGGAUUCCGGUUGCCAUCGGGACGGGGAGGAGGAAGAGGAGUUGUGGUGAGGCAGGAGGUGCGGGUCGAGGCGGUGGUAGAGAAGAGAAAGACAAAGAUGGUGACGAUAGCACGAGUACAGCGUCGUCAUCGGAUGAUUUCUCCAUGAGUCUGGGGAGUCGGGUUCGGAGUAUAUUGGAUGGGGAAGAAGAGAAGAUAUGA